GUGGCCAGAUGAUGGGGCUGUGUCUGCUGCCUUUCUGCUGAGCAUGCACCGGGCGCCUGUGUCGGCCUCAGCUGCAGGAUUUCCUGGUUCCUCUACACCAGGCUCGUAAUCACGAGCUCCUCCUGUUGCUGUCAUUUCCUGCCGACCGGCGCUGCAGCGUCACUUCGAAGGAACUUUGAUUCCCCUGCUGCACCGACCAGCCUCGAACUGUUUGCUCCGCGGUUUCCCGGUAUGAGCCUCAGCAUGGAAGAAGUUCAGCAGAGGCUGGAACAGGCCGGCCAGCCUCACCUGCUGCGCUUCUGGCCGGAGUUCAGUGAGGAACGACAGCAGCGGUUCCUGCAGGAGUUGAGCCAGCUGGACCUGGGGGGUCUGAGGAGACACUGCGAGGAGGCGGUGAAGGCUGCGACGGCCCCUUCAGAGAGUCUACACCGCCUCAUCGAGCCGGUGCCUUCGGAGUUCAUCGGGAGCGUCCGGAGAAGCGACCAGAGGAGCCUCGAGGAGUGGGAGAGCCGUGGACUUCUCCAGAUCUCACAGAACCGUGUUGGAGUCCUGCUCCUAGCCGGUGGUCAGGGGACUCGCCUCGGUGUGCCGUAUCCUAAAGGGAUGUACGACGUCGGGCUGCCGAGCUCUAAAACCUUGUAUCAGAUCCAGGCCGAGCGGAUAUGCAAGGUUCAAGAGCUGGCCAACUCUAAACAUGGUUCUGACUGCAUUGUUCCGUGGUACAUCAUGACCAGUGAGUUCACUCUGGCUCCCACUGAGAAGUUCUUCCAGGACAACAACUACUUUGGCCUCCGACCCUCCAACAUCAUCAUGUUUGAGCAGAGGAUGAUCCCGGUCGUGACCUUUGAUGGGAAGGUUAUUCUGGAGAGUAAAGAUAAGAUCGCCAUGGCUCCAGAUGGUAAUGGUGGUCUCUACAAGGCACUGUUGGACAACAAGGUGCUGGAGGACAUGCAGAAGAGGGGUGUGGAGAAUCUCCACGUCUACUGUGUGGACAACAUCCUGGUCAAGAUGGCUGACCCUGUGUUCAUCGGCUUCUGUGUGAGCAAAGGAGCCGACUGUGGAGCCAAGGUUGUGGAGAAGGCCUACCCUUCAGAGCCCGUGGGUGUGGUCUGCAGGGUGGGAGGUGUCGCCCAGGUGGUGGAGUACAGCGAGCUCCCACCAGAGACGGCUGAACUGCAAGGUCCUGGAGGAGAGCUGAUCUACAACGCUGGAAACAUCUGCAACCACUUUUUCACCAGAGCCUUUCUCCAGGAUGUGGCAGAUAAAUUUGAAGGUCAGCUGACACAACAUGUUGCCAAAAAGAAAGUUGCUUUUGUGGACACGGAAGGAAAUCAAGUCAUACCCACCAAGCCCAAUGCCAUUAAGAUGGAGAAGUUUGUCUUUGACGUUUUUCCCUUCUCGAGGAACUUUGUUGCGUUUGAAGUUGUGAGAGAAGACGAGUUUUCACCUCUGAAAAACGCCGACAGCGCAGCCACAGACAACCCCACCACAGCCAGGAAUGCUCUGCUGACUCAGCACUGCUGCUGGGCACAGGCUGCAGGAGCCACACUGCUGGACCAUCAUGGGAACCCACUUCCUCCUGUAUCCAGUGGAACAGACAUUAAAUGUGCUGCAGCUCAGUUUGAGAUUUCACCGCUGGUGUCUUACUUUGGAGAGGGCCUGAAGCCACUGCUGGAGGGGAAGAAAGUGUCAACACCAUUCAUUCUGGAUGAAAAACAGACCAAAAAACUGCCAAGUGACUGACGACAGACAUUUCUGUGCAG
This is a messenger RNA of Cynoglossus semilaevis (tongue sole), 1763 nucleotides long. RefSeq names its product UDP-N-acetylglucosamine pyrophosphorylase 1 like 1 (gene uap1l1). The record is from RefSeq and is a predicted model, not a curated record. Gene Ontology annotation, molecular function: UDP-N-acetylglucosamine diphosphorylase activity. Gene Ontology annotation, biological process: UDP-N-acetylglucosamine biosynthetic process. The coding region runs from base 232 to 1743 and encodes 503 amino acids. NCBI's taxonomy places the organism in Eukaryota, Metazoa, Chordata, Actinopteri, Pleuronectiformes, Cynoglossidae. The transcript is spliced from 9 exons.